Messenger RNA from Carassius auratus (goldfish), 2666 nucleotides. Its product is annotated as SIN3-HDAC complex-associated factor-like. The record is from RefSeq and is a predicted model, not a curated record. Gene Ontology annotation, biological process: negative regulation of cell migration. The transcript is spliced from 6 exons. NCBI's taxonomy places the organism in Eukaryota, Metazoa, Chordata, Actinopteri, Cypriniformes, Cyprinidae. Gene Ontology annotation, cellular component: Sin3-type complex. The coding region runs from base 117 to 875 and encodes 252 amino acids.
UUUUACUAUACUCAGACAGAAAGUGAGACAGUAACGAGUGGCGCAUUGUUAAAUGAGUAACGCCUGUAACUCUUGGAUUUCGCUGUGUGAUUUGACUCUAACUGCUCCAAGUCGAGAUGUUUGGCUUUCAUAAGCCGAAGAUGUACCGCAGCCUUGAUGGAUGCUGCAUCUGCAGGGCAAAAUCCUCCAGCUCUCGUUUCACUGACAGCAAACGCUAUGAGAGAGACUUUCAGAGCUGCUUUGGUUUAGGGGAGACUCGCUCUGGUGAAAUCUGCAAUGCUUGUGUUCUGCUGGUGAAACGCUGGAAGAAGCUUCCCGUAGGUUCCAAGAAGAACUGGAAUCAUGUGGUUGAUGCGCGAGGGGGGCCCAGUCUGAAAACUACAGUGAAGUCAAAGAAAGUCAAAUCCCUGUCCACACGGAUCCGACCGAACCAGCUCAGCAGAGUUCAGAAGGAACUGAAGAGACACAAUUCAGAUGCUCACAGCACCACUUCCAGCACAAGCCCCGCCCAGUCGCCCAGCUACAGUAACCAAUCAGAUGAAGGCUCUGACUCUGAGUUGACUCCUGGCUCCGCCCGCUCUCCAGUCUUUUCCUUCUUGGACCUGACGUACUGGAAAAGGCAGCGGGUAUGUUGUGGCAUCAUCUAUAAAGGUCGCUUUGGGGAGGUUCUGAUUGACCCUCAUCUCUUCAAGCCCUGCUGUCAGAAAAAACAGGAGCAAGAGCAAGAUGAAGAAGAGGAGGAGGAGGAAGAGGAAGAGGAGGACGGUGAUCUUGAGAAAGAGGAGGUGCAGAGCAGUCAAGAAAUUCUCUCGUCCAUUCAACCGCACUCCUCGCCUCAAAUUAAAAUGGAGCAGGAAGUGGACGAGAAGUGGUGAUGCCACAUUCCCACAGUACUGAUGUGGCAUUCUUAGGAAGCCUUCGAGAGUCGAAACCCCUCUUUACACUCUCAAAGACGUUUUCUCGGAUUGCCUUCGAUUCAAGAGCAGCUGGAUCUUUGUUCAUUUUCCUGUUUCCUUCUUCCUUGUUGAGAAUGUGUCUCUUUCAUUUCCUCCGCAGUCAAAUCAACCUUUAUUUAUCAAACUGAACUGACGUCCUUGUUUGCCAGUGCCUGGUACCACACUGUUCCCUUUCCUAUGAGGAUUUUUGUUUUUUUGUAGACCAGAGAAAAUGAGUUUCAUUUUUUGCUAUCCCACUCAAAACACAGAAUGCUGGAACUACAUACAUCAUGCAUAGAAAUCUAGACAGUGACCACAAUGCUACGCUGUCACUUUUGUACCCUUGAACACCAUUCUGCCCUUCCUUAUGGGAGUCUCUCUGCACUUAGUGUACAGUAUUUAGUAUACAGCAAGCGGCAUCUGCUAAAUUGUAGCCCAUUUUGCUGGGAUAUAACCAUUAUUUAGGGAAGAUCUUUGCCUUUUAUAUAUUUAUUUUUUCUGUCUUUGUCUUUAUCGUUAAGGUGUACUCUGAUUUUUUCCUCUCUGUUAUAUUCAAAGGGGCAGGGUUUUUAUUUUAUUUAUUUUUUUAUAAAAAGUUUUGUCAUUCUGUCGUUCACCCUUAUGCUGUUCCAAACCUCUUUCAAUUUCUUUCUUUUUUUCGUGGAACAAAAAAAGUUAGUUUUUGAAGAUCAUCUAGUUGCUUUAUUCAAAAUAAUGGAAGUGAAUGGGGACUGGAGCUGUCAAGCUCCAAAGUCACUAAAGCAACCCAAAAGUAUCUUAAAAAUUGAGCUGUGCUCUAAGCUCCAAGUCUUUUAUAGCCAUAUGAUAGCGAUAAACCAAAGUUUAUCUCAUAUGGACUACAUUUGAGACAUUUUUACAGUGCUUUUUGUCAAUUUGGAGCUUGACUGCUUCAGGUCCCCUUCACUUUUACAAUACAGAAAAGAUUUUUUGAUUUUAUGUAAGGAAAGUGAAGUGUGAUGAUGUGAAGGUGAAUUAAGGACAACAGAUUUGUUGUUUUAGGGUGAACUGUCACUUUUAAACCCUGAUUUCAGUUGUUGUCUGUAUUCAGCCUCUAAUAGGCAACUAACUCAACUUAUAGUGUUUUACUGCAAACGCUUCUCCAGACAGCAUUCUGUGGUGCUGAGGCAGACUGGGCAUGGCCAACCAAAAAUAAUGCCUGGCUAUCAACACUCCUGUAUUCAGUGUACUAAUGUAAAUAUCCAAAAGUGUAGAUUUGAUUCCAGGUUUAUGGAAAAGAGCAUGAACGCUAAGGAAACUAUCUUAUGGAUGAAAUUUUGCAUGAAUUUUGCAUGGCAUUUUAAGAAGAUUUUAAUUUAUUUUUAAUUUGAUUUGCAACCAUGUUGCAACAUAAUGUAAUAAUAAUUAAGGCACAUUUUGAGACAGUCACAAUAUAUUUUUGUAGAUAAAUGCAAGAAAAUAACAAAAAUGAAAUCAGGCUUUGACUACAACAUGGCAUCUCAAGAUGUCAGUGUUGUUUAAUUAUUACAGGGAUUUACUUGUCCUCAGCUAUUUUUAAAAAUUGGAUAUUUUCAAUAUUGUCUCAUUCAAAGCCAAAAAGCCCAACAUUUUUGCUAUUUAUUCAAUCAUCUUAUAUACACGUGUAAAUACUGUGUUUUCACAAUGACAGAUACUGCUCCUUUUUUACUGUCAUUAAAGAAUUGAGCACAUGUUCUGAAUUUUUUGGUGUUAUUUUUUUAUUGUGAUUUUUUU